Molecule: messenger RNA, 1623 nt
Organism: Anisakis simplex (herring worm)
Lineage: Eukaryota; Metazoa; Nematoda; Chromadorea; Rhabditida; Anisakidae
Source: the annotation of a GenBank genome assembly
AUGGCUGAAUGUGAGCAGUCGACAAGUGUUGAUGUGAAUGAAGGAUUUAGAAAGGCGAAGAAGAGAUCGAACAGAAAUGAUGAAAUCGAAGAUGCACUAACGAAAAAGCUUUUCGGUGUUUCUUCAGACGCGCACAACGACGACGAAACGAGCAGUGAUGAGUCUUGUUCUAAUGAGCCACAUAUCGAAGAGCAAAUGCCGAGUGAUACGACGAAGAAGCAAGUUUGGUGUGACGACGAUGAUCAACUUGCUGUUAAUUUACCGCAACAUAGGAGAGACGUACAUCUGUUGAGGUCAACUGACGUGGGCCAUACUACUGUGAAUGCAGAGGAAUAUGAGAAGCGUUUACGAGAAGCAUUUAUACGUACACAUGGAACAGGCCAGUCGGCCCCGAAAUGGGCUGUCAGCGACAAGAAAGGAGUACGUAAGGUUGAGUCGCGGAACAAAGUCGAGAGUGAGGAUGAGUCAGAAGCAGACGAAGUUGAUGAAGCGUUACAGCAAAUGACUGCGUCGACUGGUGCGUACAUAAGGAAAAGUGAACUCUUACCAAGAGGUCUACUAAGUGUCUCGAAGACAAUCGAUAUCACUCGUGGUCAUCGUUCACCGAGGAUUCCUAUGAGGGUUGUUCAGUUUCAUCCUCUGCAACACGUACUCAUGACUGGCAGUGAGUAUGGCACCGUAUCGUUAUUUGAGAUCGGUUUACCGGAAUCAGAAGAACAUUUUCUGCAAGACGUUCGUUUUGAAGGAUUUCCUCUCAGUUGCGCUGCUUUUUCGCAUGACGGUAUGAGUAUUAUUGCUGCAAUGGCAACGGUCAAUUGUGGCUCAUUCGCUUUGUCGGCAGAUGGUAGAUAUAUGGCAGUGAUGAACCGCAACGAAAUUCAUGUUCUUUCAUUGCAAGUAGGUUAUAUGUUGAGUGAACUCUAUCAGCAAUGGUAUAAUUCAAGUUUGGAGUCUAUGUUUCACAUUUCCUUCCAUCACCUGACUCAUUCAUCUCAUUUACAGUCCAUGGAAUAUAUUCACAACCUGACCACUCCGACGUUCGUCACCUCUGCUCAGUUCUCACCGAAUUCAUCCAAUUUUCUCUACGCAAUGACUGGUACACUGUUCUUUGUUGAAUUGCAAUUGUUAGUGCUUCUGAUGAUUUGUUUAUUCAUUUUAGAGGGAGGUCAAGUUUUCAUUUGGGAUUUGAGAAAAAGUGAACAGCAAAAGAUGUUCAUUGAUGAGGGUACAGUACGUGGCACGGUGGUUCGUGUUAAUCAAAACGAACAAUUCAUCGCGUGCGGGUCAAAUACUGGAAUUGUGAAUUUGUAUGAAAUGAGCGACGUUGUGAAAAACAGUAAUCCGAAACCGAUAAAGUGUUUCGAUCAACUGACCACAAGUGCCAAUUCUGUUUGUUUCAGCAAAGAUUCUCAAAUACUUGCAAUGUCAUCCUCGGUGAAGAGUAAUGCGCUCCGUGUUGCACAUCUACGAAGCACGAGUGUUUUCUCAAAUUUCCCUCCACGGAACGUUCGCUUAGGUCAACCAACCACCUGUGAUUUCUCACCAAAUAAUGGUUAUUUUGCGAUUGGUGAUAUGAACGGUUAUCUGUCUCUGUUCAGACUGAAUCAUUUCGAGAAAUACUAA